Messenger RNA from Daucus carota subsp. sativus, 3869 nucleotides. RefSeq lists its product as uncharacterized. The record is from RefSeq and is a predicted model, not a curated record. Gene Ontology annotation, biological process: intracellular cholesterol transport. Gene Ontology annotation, cellular component: recycling endosome; trans-Golgi network. Gene Ontology annotation, molecular function: protein binding. The coding region runs from base 181 to 3720 and encodes 1179 amino acids. NCBI's taxonomy places the organism in Eukaryota, Viridiplantae, Streptophyta, Magnoliopsida, Apiales, Apiaceae. The transcript is spliced from 20 exons.
GAUCUGAAAUUUGUCGGUUUGGGCAGAGAAGCCAAGUCCGGUAGAGAUUCAACUAACACAAAUAAUUUUGACAAGUAUCAUCAACUCCAAUAGCAUUACAAUUAUAAUAUCUUAAGAGAUUUGAAAGUUCAAUGCGGAGGAGAAGAACACAGAAAAGUUGAAUCGAAAUCAAACUCGAAGAUGGACGUGGAGAAGGCGUCGCUGUGUAAUUGCGUAGUGAAUUUCCUGUUGGAGGAGAAUUACUUGUUAUCGGCUUUCGAGCUUCUUCACGAGCUUCUCGAUGACGGUCGCGAUGCUCACGCCAUUCGCCUCAAAGAGUUCUUCGAGAAUCCGUCUCAGUUUCCUCCCGAUCAGAUCUCUCGCUUCAAUUCUCUCCGAGUUGCAGACCCCCAAACUUUGCUAGAGGAAAAAGAAACACUGGUAGAGAAGCUAGCGAUCGCGGAGUAUGAACUUCGUUUAGCCCAAGAAGAUGCUACAAAAUUAAAGGGUGAACUGCAAAAGAAAACCGACAUCACACCAAGUGAACUAAGCGGGUCGCCUUCAGAGGCUUCUGCUAAUUAUGAGCCAAAUCCUGAACUACGGAAGAGUGACUCUUCCUUUUCUGAGUUGGGUCCUCUAAAGGAGCAUGAACGCAGAGAUCUUAAUUGUGCUGUUAAGGAGUAUUUGUUGUUAGCAGGAUAUCGACUCACUGCAAUGACAUUUUACGAAGAGGUUACAGACCAGAACCUAGAUGUAUGGUCGAAGUCAUCUGCAUGCGUUCCAGAUGCUUUGCGCCAUUACUAUUACCAGUACCUUUCGUCGACUGCAGAGGCUGCAGAGGAGAAAAUUGCCAUACUUAGAGAGCACGAAUCCUUGCAGAAAGAAAUUGAUAGACUGAAAUCUGAAAAGCAGGCUUCAAUAAAAUACAAAGAUUUGGCCGAUGGGCAAGUUAUGGCAUUAACCAAGUCACUGGAAACUCUGCAAAAUAGUAUUAAGGAAAAGGAAAUUCUGGUGAAAGAUUUAAAGCAGUCCUUAGAUCACCAAAGAAAAGAGCUUAACGACUACAGAGCUGAAACUACUUCACUCAAAAUGCACAUUGAAAGAACUCAAUCUGGACAGUUUUUGGUCCAAAGUAAUGUGGAGCAAGUUGAAUCACUGUCGUUAGAGAGCUACAAGGAACAGUUAGAAGCAUUGCAAAAGGAAAUAGAACAGCUAAAAGCUGCAACAUCCGUUCCUAAUUUUGUAAUACCUGUUAGUCAUAAAGAUGAGAGGACGGAGGCCAAUGACGAUGUUGUCAAAUUGCCUGAAAGAGAUGCCACAAAAUCUUCAGAUCAGGUUCUAGGCGGAUCCUUAGAACGUGAAGAUAAUCAAUCUGUUUCACUUGAUAUGAGUCCUGGAAUCUCUAUUGCGCCUAAAAAGGUUUCGGAAGAGCCGGCAAUCAGUUCUUUAUAUGAAAGUUCGCUCACUAAAGAAGUUAAAAAUACCCCCAAAUACAAUGCUGGAUCACCUCGUGAUGAAAAUGGGUUGCUCUUAAAAACAGAUAGUCUGGGUGAAGCUAAUAUUGAGAAGAUGGGUCUUCUAACCAUUCAAAUAUUGUCUGAUGCAUUACCUAAGAUAGUUCCUUAUGUUCUCAUCAACCAUCGUGAGGAGCUUCUUCCCCUUAUAAUGUGUGCAAUUGAGCGCCAUCCAGAUAGCAGUACACGGGAUUCCUUGACACAUACACUGUUUAACUUAAUUAAACGUCCUGAUGAGAAACAGAGACGAAUCAUUAUGGAUGGCUGUGUUACUCUUGCUAAGGACGUGGGAGAGAUGAGAACAGAAACAGAAUUGCUUCCCCAGUGUUGGGAACAAAUUAAUCAUAAGUACGAGGAACGCAGGCUGCUUGUUGCUCAAUCAUGCGGAGAGCUUGCAAGAUUUGUGCGGCCAGAGAUUCGUGAUUCACUCAUCUUGUCUAUUGUGCAGCAGCUGAUAGAGGAUUCUGCUACUGUUGUACGUGAAGCUGCUGCUCGCAAUCUCACCUUGUUGCUUCCACUCUUUCCAACCAUGGAUAAAUAUUACAAGGUGGAGGAGUUGAUGUUUCAGUUAGUUUGUGAUCCAUCUGGAGUGGUUGUAGAAACAACGAUCAGAGAAUUAGUGCCUGCUCUAUUGAGCUGGGCUAACAGAUUGGAUAACAUGUUACGAGUAUUAAUGUCUAACAUCUUGAGCUCCGCUCAGCGGUGUCCACCUGUAUCAGGGGUUGAAGGUUCUCUUGAAUCAUAUCUCCGUGUUUUGGGUGAACGGGAGCGUUGGACUGUUGAUGUUUUAUUGCGAUUGCUGGCAGAAUUGCUUCCAAAUUUGCACCAAAAAUCAAUUGAAACUUGCCCAUUUCCUUCUGCUUCAGAUGUUGCAGGAACACUGUUCUCUACUUCCUUGUUAGAAUUGUAUGCAGGGGGACACGUGGAAUGGCCUACUUUUGAGUUGCUACAUUGUGAUUGCUUUCCGACUUUGAUACAAUUAGCCUCAUUAUUACCUCAGAAAGAGGAUAAGUUACGAAGUCGAAUUACAAAGUUAUUGCUGACCGUGUCUAAGCUCUUUGGGGAUGAUUAUGUAACAAAUAUUAUGCUACCAGUAUUCCUGAUAGCAGUUGGUGAUAAAGCUGAUUUGACGUUCAUACCUAACAGAAUUCAAACAAGAAUCAAAGGUUUAAGACCUAAAAGUUCGGUAGCUGAGAGACUGGCUACCAUGUGUGUCCUACCUAUACUUCUGGCUGGUGUAUUAGGAAGUCCAAGUAAGCAUGAAAAUUUAACAGAGUAUUUGAGGAAUUUGUUAGUCCAAAAUGCCGUUCAGGAAAACCAGUCGGUGAGGAGGAAUGCAGAGAUUGUUAAUUCUGUCCGCUUCCUUUGCUCUUUUGAAGAACAUCAUAACAUGGUUUUUAAUAUCUUAUGGGAAAUGGUUGUAAGCUCCAACAUAUAUAUGAAAAUUAGUGCUGCUAAUCUUUGGAAAGCCAUAGUUCCAUAUAUUGAUGUAAAGGUUGCAUCAACUCAUGUUUUGCCUGCUCUUGUAACUCUUGGUUCUGACCAAAACUUAAAUGUCAAAUAUGCAAGCAUUGAAGCAUUUGGGGCUGUAGCACAGCAUUUCAAAAAUGACACGAUAAUUGAAAAAAUACGUGUUCAAAUGGAUGCUUUCCUUGAAGAUGGAUCACAUGAAACUGCAAUCGCCGUUGUGCGUGCAUUGGUGGUUGCUGUCCCGAAUUCAACAGACAGAUUUAGAGAUUAUCUGUUGUCCAAGAUUUGCGUACUUUCAGCUGCACCAAUUCCUUCAAGUGAUGUGGUACGUCGGCGUGACAGAGCCAAUGCAUUUUGUGAAUGUAUUCGUGCUGUAGAUGCUACAGAGCUUCCUGCCACAAGUGUUAGGGAUUAUUUGCUACCAACCAUACAAAAUCUGUUAAAGGACUCGGAUGCUCUUGAUCCAGCACACAAAGAGGCGCUUGAAAUUAUUGUAAGGGAAAGAUCUGGGGGAUCAUUAGACACAUUUAGCAAGGUGAUGGGUGCACAUCUUGGGAUCACCAGCUUAUUCGGUGAAGGGGGCUUAUUGGGGAAAAAGGAAAGUGGGGAUUUAUCGGCAAUGGCAGACCAGCUAACUGAGGCUUCAAAGCCAAUUCCAGCAGCUCCAGAUCCAGCACAAACAGCGGACGACACAAGAUUUAGAAGAAUAAUGAGGGGUGGUUUUACAGACAUUUUAAGGGGGAAAACAGAGCAAUAAGGAUGUUUUCCCCUGUGGUGGUUACUGGUUAGAGAGGAAUGCUUAGGCUUUUUUCUUAUUGCUAUAGCUUUUCCUUGCUAGAUUAUUUCAGAUCCAAACAAUUUUCAGAAAUAAAUGUCAAUGUUGUUUAGUUUAUAGAUAUAAAAACA